AGGGAAACCUUCUCAUGGUGUUUAAAAGCUUGCUGAAAAAAAGCAUUCAUUCGUCACCCCCCAACGCACUCAUAGCUCAAGUUCAGGCUGCUGAAAUGGCCGCGGUGCCGCAGCAGCAGCAGUCGCUUCAGGAGCAGGUGGCAAGACUCACGGCCGAUGUCGCAACACUCAAGGCCACUAUGGAGGCGCAGACUGAGCAGUUCCGGGCCGAAUUCCAGGCGCAGAUUGAUGCGCUGCAGGCAGAGGAGGCAUGGCUUAGCAAGGAGGAUGUCGCGCGAUUUCUGCACCUGGUGCUGUCGUUCUGCGGCUUCACCUCAGGUCCAGCGCACGAGAAGCUGGAUUAGCGGCUGUGGCAGCUGCUGGUGAGCCACGCCAGCACGUACAGCAAGCCAGCAAGCACAGACGGGCACGGCAUCCUGGCGCUCGCGGGCGGCCUCUGCAACAUCUCCCGGCGGCAGCAGCAGCGCCGCCGACCUGGCGGCAGCUGCCGGUGGCAGCUGAAGCGGCUGUAGCACCGCCACGCCCUCCACAGGCUGUAGUGGCACGCCCUUCGGCGACUACGCAGCGGCGGCGCAGCUGGUGGCGGCGCUGGCGGCGUCACCGGAGCUGAGGGCGUCGGUGGGCGCGGCGGCGCGCGCCGAGGUGGAGCGGUAUGGGUGGGGCGAGGCCACCCGCGUCUUGCGCGAGGAGCAGUACAAGCGUGCCAUCCACGUGCACGCGUCGCGGCGCAGGUUCGCCUGGCUGGCCAAGCGUGCGCGCGUGGCGCGGCUGCUCCAGCGGCUGUGGGCGGCACUGCUGGCGGCCGCCACGGCGCUGGUGGAUGGCCUGGACUAUGCCCACGACCUGCGCCGCCAGUACCAGCAGCAGCAGCUGGUGAUGGCGGCGGCGUGAGCAGCGGAGAGCAGCAGCGGCAGCUCCCGGCAGCUGAGAGAGAGUGUGUGUGUGUGUGUGUGUGUGUGUGUGUGUGUGUGUGUGUGUGUGUGUGUGUGUGUGUGUGUGUGUGUGUGCGUGUGUGUGCUAGCUAUGUGUGCAUGCACGUGGAGGAUGAGGAGGGCGAGGGUGAGAGUAAGGGUGAGGGCGCGGCUUGCGUUUUUAGGUAACUGCAGUGGCGCGGGCGAUGGCUAAUGACGUUCUGGUGUUGUUGACGACCAGUUGAUUGAUGCACACCACUGUACAAGUACUUACCGAGCAGAACAUGAAGGCAGCUGUAACACUAGGGCGAUGGCGAGGAUAGAUGAUGAUGAGUGCAUUGAUGAUAUGGUCGUCGCGGUCACGCGGGCUGCAUGCUGGCGGAUGGAUCCUGCACAUUGGCAGGGCCUCCCAUCCAGCGGGCCGAGGCUGUGCUGCCAACAACGUGCUCAACCACACUGCGGGUGCACGGAGUGAUUGGGUGAGCCCCCCUCCGUGGCCCUUUGGGCGUUUGCUCCUUUGGCGUGCCCUGAAAACAUGGUAACAAUAGAUACUGGAGUAAAUCACAUUUCAUUUUAGGCCAGCAGCAGGAGAGUGGUGCUGCGGGAAGACAGGCGACAUGCGGGACGAACGUGGCAAUGCUGGUGGCCUUGGUGGGGCUGAGAAGCCACUUAGGUGAACUCAAUGAAGCUGGUAGGCGGUGGGUACACAUGCCGAGUCGGCGAGUCACUGUAAGCCCCGUGCGGU
This is a messenger RNA of Chlamydomonas reinhardtii, 1656 nucleotides long. RefSeq lists its product as uncharacterized. Lineage: Eukaryota; Viridiplantae; Chlorophyta; Chlorophyceae; Chlamydomonadales; Chlamydomonadaceae. Bases 653 to 877 code for a protein of 74 amino acids. The record is from RefSeq and is a predicted model, not a curated record. The transcript has 3 exons.